Polypterus senegalus (gray bichir) is the source of this 8557-nucleotide messenger RNA. Its product is annotated as tenascin-like. The record is from RefSeq and is a predicted model, not a curated record. NCBI's taxonomy places the organism in Eukaryota, Metazoa, Chordata, Cladistia, Polypteriformes, Polypteridae. The transcript has 19 exons. Gene Ontology annotation, molecular function: protein binding. The coding region runs from base 186 to 6701 and encodes 2171 amino acids.
CACUCACUCUCACUCUCUCUCUGUCUCUCUCACAGUCACUCAAUGACAGACCGAGAGAGACCCAUGAAGAGAGUGAGAUAGCCAGGCAGCUGGACCCUGAACAGGACCCCAGGAAUAACUGGUGAAAACAUCUCCACUUUGAAAACACUCUUGGAUUGUUCACAUCUGCAACUGUUUCUUUGACCAUGGGCCCUUCUGUCUACUGGUUGUGCAUGACGCUUACAGCAGUCCUCCUAUGUGAAGGCAGUGCUUUGGAAACACCAAGUUUAAGUAACGCUGGGGCAAAAAAAGCCCCUAGAGUAAUGAGCAACAAAGAAGAUCCUCUGCUAGACAAUAAAAAACAACCUAGUGUCCUUUCUCAGUUUACAAGGAAAUCAGAUCUUGGAGCUCAGCCAUUUAAAGAAGAGGCAAAUACAGGCAAACUCCUGCCUCAGACAAAGACUCAUCAGAAUCCAAACCAAGAAAUACCCUUCCAAAAUCCUCCUCAAGUAAUAACUCUGCGGCUCAGUGGUGCCUGCACAAGCCAGGUUCUAGAGGGGGUUGAUGGUGAUGUAAACACGGAUUUUGAACACGUUGUUGAGCCUGGCACACCUUUAGUGAUUACUCACCGCAUUACAGUAGCCCCAUCCUGCUCUUGCACUGAAAUUGAUAUCUCUGCUUUGAACCAGCGUAUAACAGCACUUGAGAGCCAGAUAUCAGAACUGAGGCAGCAGUGUGGGGGAGGAGGAGGAGGAUGUUGCCAUGCUGCCACAGGUUCCCCAGUUGCGUCACUGGCCUGUGGCCUACAUGGAACUUUGCAGCUUGCCUCCUGCCGUUGUGAUUGCGAACCAGGCUGGGGAGGACCACAGUGCAAUGAAAAGCAUUGUCCAGAUAAUUGCAGUGACCAGGGAAGAUGUGUAGAUGGCCAUUGUGAAUGUUUUCCUGGUUUCUCUGGUCCAAGCUGUAGCCAACCAGCAUGUCCAUCUAACUGCUCCGGCCAUGGGUCAUGCCAAUAUGGCAAAUGUGUUUGUGAAAAUGGAUUUAGUGGUGAUAAUUGUUCUAUUGAACCCUGUCCCAAUAAAUGUCAAAAGAGAGGGAAGUGUGUCAAUGGGAAGUGUGUGUGUGAUGCUGGUUACACUGGCAAAGACUGUUCAGUUGUAUUGUGUCCAAGUAACUGCAGAAAUAGAGGACAGUGUGUGAAUGGAAAGUGUGUCUGCGAUGCUGGUUUUGCAGGAGAAGACUGUUCUACUCCAUUAUGCCAAAAUAAUUGCCAGAACAGAGGACAGUGUUUGAAUGGAAAAUGUGUCUGUGAUGCUGGUUUUACUGGAGAAGACUGUUCUACUCCAUUAUGCCAAAAUAAUUGCAAAAACAGAGGACAGUGUUUGAAUGGAAAAUGUGUCUGUGAUGCUGGUUUUACUGGAGAAGACUGUUCUACUCCAUUAUGUCCAAAUAAUUGUAGAAAGAGAGGACAUUGUGUUGCUGGAAAAUGUGUUUGUGAUGCUGGUUUUACUGGAGAAGAGUGCUCCCUACUGCAGUGCCCAAAUAACUGCAGUAACAAGGGCCGUUGUGUGAAAGGUAGAUGUGUGUGUCAAAGAGGGUUCACCGGUCCUUCGUGUGAAGAAUCAUCCUGUCCUGGAAACUGCAACAACAGAGGGCACUGUGUGAGGGGGAAGUGUAUCUGCAACCCAGGUUUCAAAGGUCCAAACUGCAUGAUAGCCACCUGCCUUAUAGACUGUGGUGAACAUGGACAAUGCAAGGAGGGAUCAUGUGUGUGCCAAGAAGGGUUCUGGGGAGACAACUGUGCACUAGUACUUCCAUCUAUUGAUGGAUUGCACACAAAGAAUGUCACAGACACCUCGGUGGUGGUUUCUUGGAAUCGGCCACAUGAGCAGGUGGAGGGUUAUGAGAUCACCUUUCAGACUACGAAAGAUGAUAAAGAAAAUCUGACAAUCCAUUUAAGAGGUGAGGAUACUAGUUACGUCCAGCAGGGUCUUGCACCAGGACAAGAAUAUAAGAUUUAUGUAAGAGCGCAGAAGAACCAAACACUUGGACCAAUAGCCAGUGCUCUUUUCCAGACAUAUGUUUCAGGGCCCUUAAAUUUAAGGGUUAUCAAAAUAAAAUCGAACCUUCUUAUAAUCAGAUGGGAGCAUCAGGCUUCAGUAAUUGAUCGCUACUGGCUCUCAUUCACUCCACUUGAUGGUGGUAAACCUACCCGCACCAGGGAACUUCCACCUGAACGCAAUGUUGCUCAGAUAACAGGAUUGGAUGCAGGUCGCCACUACAUUAUAACCCUGGAGGCAGAAGUAGGAAAUAAAAGAAGUCUUCCUGUCAAGAUACAGGCAACAACAGGUUCUUCUAUUGACACUGGGCUAUUUCAAAGUGGUAUAACGGUAGACACUAAUAAAACCCAAAUGAAGAUACCUGAGAGAGAUACAAAGUCAACGAAAAACAUAUCAGUUUCAGAUGUGAAGCCAACAACCACUACAAAAGAGAGACUUACUAAUACUUCAAUUUUAAAUAAAGAAGAAGGGAAAGACAAUAAGACAAUUCCUACUAAUUUACCUCUCCAACCCAAAACUAAGCCUAAAGACGGCAAAUUCACUGUUCACACUAGCAAAGGAAAAGACAAUAAGGUAAUUCCUACUAAUUUGCCUGUUCCACCCAAAACAAAGUCUAAAGAUGACAAAUUCACCAUUUACACUAGCAAAGGAAGUCCUCCAAAGAAACCUCAUAGGCCCACCAUAUUUCAUGUAAAAUCAGCUUCCUUAGAGACUAAAAGCAAACAGCCAAUCACAGUUACACCUCGGCCAACUUCUUACAGAUCUCUUGCAGUGACAGAUAAAUCAUUAAAUUGGAAAGAUCCGAUGGCACAUUUUGUGACUGAAUCUGAAGCUGUCAGGAUCCCUGAGGAUAAUUCAUUUUCUGUUUCCACUGUUAAAACAGUUUCUGUGAAAUCGCAUAAACUUGCCAGUUCAAGUACAGGAAACAUUGGCAGGCCUCAGCACCAAACCACUAUAUUUAAGCCUUCUGGCGAAACAUUUAAGGCCAUUACUUCAGCACCUGGACUACAAUUGUCCCAAUCAGGAACAAAAAGAGUGACUGGACAAAUGAUUGAGAAUGAAAAUUCUAUCAAGGUGAAUCAGCUUCCUGCCCCACCUACAAAACUGACCACUGGGCAGGGUGAACAAUCACAAGAUACAACCAGUACUAAGUCUGACAAGGCUUCAGUGCCUACCACUAGGGAGUUGUCUACUGAUGAUUUAGGAAAGGUCCCUCUGGCACCACCAGAGGUACCAUCUACAGCUCCCUCCAUGAAAUAUAAAUCUCAAAAGACUCUAGUUAAGAUCCACACAGAUACCUUAUCGACCAAAGCUCCACCUAUCAAGAGUGACAGGUCACCCACCAAAAUGAAGACGGGCAUAAAAUCACAACCCGUUAAGACAUUUCACAUUGACCCACAUGCUUCUUCAGGCUUUAAUACUUCUGUUGUCACCAAACUGCCGAAUGUAAUGAAAAGCAAUAUUACAAAAAAGCUUAAAGUUACUCCUGAUGGUACAAGAGUACUGAUAAGUGGCACCAUUCCUAAAAAGAACUUGAUUACACAGGGUCACAUUACAAAACCUGGGGCUCCUCCAUCACAAAAGAAUACAAGUGUAGCUCUACCAAACUCUAUGACUGGACCACCCAAGGGUAAGCUACCUUUUCAUAAGCAACCAGAAGUUAAACAGAAGUUAAAACCAUCUACUCCUCAAAGGAACAACACCAUGCUUGACAUGCAACACCAUGUCUCUCCAUAUGUGGCCAUAGGCGGACAGCCAAGUUCCACAACAACCUCCCCAAUGCAUAUUAUUGACAGAUCACACCAAGCUCACAAUAAAAGUGCAGAAAAAACUAAAGUUAAUAGAACUCCUUUAAAAGUUCAAGGUACAGAAACAAAAUCGUCUCAAUCAAUUCCUAGUUCACAAAAUAAAAUUAAAGGAACCCCUGUGAUGACCCAAACAGUAAUUACAGAGAAACCAAAAACUUCUUCAGUAAUUCAUGGAAUAGGUCUAAAUGAGAACAACAUUUUUAUUACUCAUCAUCCUAGACUGUACAAAACUGUCACAGAAACAAUGAAAACAGAGUUCAAACCUGUUGAAUUCCAUACUUCGGCUAUUCCAACCUAUGGAUUAAAAGCUAAUGAGAUCAAGACAAAGAAACAGCCAGAAUCUGAUAUAUACAAAAUUUCUCGCCUAACUACACAGACAACGCACUUAGAACUAACACCGUCUCCAACAGCUCCGUACUCAGUAAAUGGCUCCCAUGUGGGCUCCAUGCCAAAAUACAAUAAUGCUUCCCAUCCAGCUGAUGAUAAAAAAAAAGCUGACCUGCAUGACAAGAAAGAGAAGCCACAGGUUGAAGCAACUGAGCCCAGGUCUACUACUUAUAGGUUCAACAAAAAAUUGGGCCAUAGCUCACAAAAUGGCACAAAAACAGUUGAAGGAGUUGUACACAGAAAUGAGUCUGUGCGGAAACCACUGCAGAGGACUGGGGCUAAUUUUGGGGCCCCUGGACGACAAAAUGGGACAAUAAUUGUUCAUUUGUCUGACAAGGAUGGAGAACAGAAGCCAAGUACAGGUUCAGCAAGUGAGAGCUUACCUGUAGCUGAAGAAAAUGGUCCAAGCAAUGUCCAAGUCUCCAACAUUACUCCUGACAGCAUGGAACUUUCUUGGGUGGCAAAAGAAGGAGCCUUCAGGAACUUUAUUGUUACCUACAAAGAGUAUGGAACAAAGAAUGUCCUUGUUCAGAAGGUGGUCCCAGGAAGAGAAAGGUCUUUUAGAAUCAGAGGCCUCAAGCCCAACACUCGUUAUUUCCUAUCUGUAUCUGGGAUGAGCAAUGGUGUGAGAUCAAAAAUAGAAAGGGUUAUGUCGAAAACAGCUAGUGGACUUGUUAAUCCGACUUCAGUUCCACCGACACGCAUUGCUCAUGUAGAAGAAGAGGAGACACCACUGGCCAGAGUGGAGAGGAUGAGAGUGAUUUCCCAGUCUCCUCGCAGUCUUACUAUUUCCUGGAGUGCUCCAAUGGGAGUCUUCAGUGCAUUUCUCCUCUCACAGAGGCCCCAAAUGGACAAGACUUUCAAACAGAAGAAGCUGAAUCCCAACAUUCGAUCGUUUCAGCUGAAUGAUCUUAAACCUGACACAGUCUAUGAAAUUCGAUUACAGGGCAUAGCUAAUGGAAGGGUUUCGCCUGCUUUGAUGACCACCUCCCGCACAGCCCAAGACACAACCCAAGAAAUCUUCUUCAGUGAUGUGAAAAACACAUCUGUUGUGGUAAGGUGGGUCUUUUUAGAAGACAAUGUGGACAGCUACAAAGUCACCUACACUAACCAAGAGGAAGGUGAGCCUUAUAGUGUACAGGUAGAAGGUAGCAAGAGUCAAGUAACACUUACCAAUCUAGUCCCAGGUUCAAAAUAUGACAUCAGUGUCAUGUCAGUGCAAGGACGUGAAGAGAGUGACCCUGUCACUGGAAUUGUUCUGACUGCACCUGAUACUCCUUCUUCUUUCAAGGCCAUAAAUGUAACAACCACUAUGGCUCUAUUAGUUUGGAAACCUGUGUCAAGAACAGUGGACAGAUACAUCAUUGUGCUCCGUAGUCAAGAUAGUCCUGAAAUGAACCUAUCAACUGCCGGUAAUAUAACAGAGCUGCCACUCACAAAUUUGAAGUCUGGCACAACAUAUGCUGUCCAUUUGAGCAGUGAGAAGGGAGGCAUCCAGAGUGCACCAGUGGGCACUGUCUUCAACACCAAUGUGGUUGGUCCAGAGGAUCUGAUGGCUAAAGAAGUAUCACCUCGCACAGCUUUGCUGACCUGGAAAGCCCCGAUGUCAACCAUCACAGGAUACAUUUUGAUUUUCAGAAGUGAUGAUGGAGAGUCUAAGGAAGUGAUGCUAAAUCCAAAUGAAAUACAUUACAAACUGUCUGGUUUAAACCCAUCCACUAAAUACAAUGUGAGUCUGACAGGCCUGAGAGGAAAAGAGAAAACAUCUACAGUUUCAACAAGUUUCACAACAGGAAAUUUACGAUUCCCAUAUCCUCUGGAUUGUUCACAAGAGAUGAUGAAUGGCCUGGUAGAGUCGGGGCAGGCUACUAUCUAUCCUGGAGGAAAACAUUCCCCACCUGUACAAGUCUACUGUGACAUGAUGACUGCUGGAGGAGGCUGGACUGUUUUUCAGAGAAGAAAGAAUGGAAAGACUAAUUUUUACCGAUCCUGGAAUGAAUAUAAGAAUGGCUUUGGGAAUAUCUCAGAUGAGUUCUGGCUUGGUAAUGAAAAUAUUCACAAACUUGCAUCACAGAGCCCACAGAUGCUACGGGUAGACCUACACACUAUGCACGAGCAUGCUUUUGCUGUAUACAGGACAUUUAAUGUUGACAAAGAGCAGAGAGAAUUUCGACUCACCGUAUCAGGGUAUUCUGGUACAGCAGGGGACUCGCUCUUGUAUCACAAUGGCCAGCCUUUCUCCACUAAAGACCGUGACCUUAAGAAACUAGUCACACGCUGCGCUGUGUCCUACAAAGGAGGAUGGUGGUAUAAGAACUGUCAUGAAGCAAAUCUGAAUGGUGUUUAUGGAAAUAACAACAACCAGCAAGGAAUAAACUGGCUUCACUGGAAAGGUCAGAAUUUCUCCAUCCCUUUUACUGAGAUGAAGCUUCGACCCUUGUAUUUUGACCCAACAAGAAACAUAUAAAUACAGAGCUAUAUCUGACCUGCCAGAAACAUUUCUCAAACAGUAUGAACUUUUUCACUUAUACUUCCCACCUUCGUUGUGAUGCUGACUUAGAUCUACUCUACAGAAUAUAAAACUGUCAGUUUCAAGAUGGUUGGGCACAAUCUCGCCUCAACAGGUCUGGCAAACAGAGUGUUUUUAUUGACAGCUUUCAAAAAUCAAUUGGAUGGAGGCAAAAAUAUGUUUUCCUGAGCAUUCCUCACGAAUAUGUCUUACUCUGUAUCUAUAUAUUAGAAAUAUAUUAAGUUGUGGGAAGAGCAGUUUGUACAGCAUUAUAUAUAUAUUUUUUAAAUACACAUCGAUAGUGGAAAAGAAACAUUCUUUACUGCAAAUAGGUAAUGUAUUCAGGAAUGCCUGUACUGUUAAUAUUCAAGUCUAACAAAAAUUCCAACACAUCACAAUUAUGCCUGUCAACUUAUUAAAUUUCUAAUGGGAUCUAAAUCUGUACCAUUAUCGGUAUAACAUAUUACUACAAGGGUGUAUCAAAAAAUGAAGUCAAUUACAUGCUAAAUUAUGUAGUAACACAAUUGAUAGAAGCUGAUGCAAUACAAAAUGUUUGUGAUGGCUUAUGGGUACUUCAAAUGCACACCUAGUUGAAGCCAGGUCAAAUGAAUAUGGAUGCACGAUUAUUGAACACCACAUCGUGGUGAAAUUUCUUUGAGCAGAGGCAGUGAAACCUUCUUAAAUUCACCAAAGGAUGUUGGCCCAGUAUGGAAGUGAAAACAGCAUGACUCAAUAAAACUUUAUGAAUGGCUAGAAAGGUUUAAAGCAAGAAAAACAAGUGUAAUUGACAAAGCUCGACCUGGUCGACCAUUAACAUCAUGCACAUAAAGCCCACAUCAACAUUGCAAAUGCCUUCAUCAGAGAAGACUGACAGUUUACGUUGUCCACUGAUGUUGCACAAUUCGAUAUCAGCUAUGGAUCUGAAAUUGCCAUAAUGCAUGGUGAUGUGGACGACUUGUGUAAGAACUGGAACCCAAACAGCUUACUGAUCUGCACAAACCAACAUCCUUUGGUGAAUUUCAGCAGGUUUUACUCCCUCUGCCCAAAAAAAUCUCAUUAAGUCACAUUGUUUAACAAUACUGCAACCCCACAGCAGAGCGUCCAUGUUCAUUUGACCUUGACUUCAACUACCCAUAAGCCAUUGUGAACAUGUUGUACUGCAUCAGCUUCUAUCCAUUAUGGUUAUUGUGUAAAUUUCAAAUCUCCUUUAUUUUUUGAUUUACCCACAUAUAAGGAGCAAGUGCGAAAAAAGGAGGUUGAUUCUGCCAAAUGUGCUUUUUUUAAGAAACAAAAAUGCAAACAUUUGUUCUGUUUAUUGUCAGCUUUUCUAAUGUGACAAAUAUGCUUUGAGCGAAAUGAACAAUUGUAUUAAUAAAAUUAAAUACAUCCAACUAUAGAAGUACAAGUAUGCGUGUGUUAGAAAAAAAAACCUAAACAAAAUCUUCAGAACAUGACACCAUGCUGUGGAAACAAAACUGACAGUUUUUCAUAUAAGACUUUUGAUGUUAGGCAGAGCUUCUUAUAUGAAAAAUGUGAAAUUGUACAUUUUUUAUUUUACUAGCUAAGGUCCACCUAGACAGCAGCAUAUGGCAAGAGUGGUGUUUCAAUAGUUCAUCUUGUGGUAUGUAUUUGGUUAAUUUCCUAAACUCUAGACUACAUUGAAUGCCUGAUUGAGUGUUGGACUAUAUGAAAAUUCAGGAUGAAAAAUUGAUUACCAUCUUAAUAAGGUGCAUCUGUUAUGUAUUUUUUCUUGUCCUACUAGGCUGUGCAGUUUUACAUUAAAUGGACUAGCAUUUGGCAUCUUUGACACCAUC